Messenger RNA from Rhizoctonia solani, 867 nucleotides. RefSeq names its product carboxyphosphonoenolpyruvate phosphonomutase. Gene Ontology annotation, molecular function: catalytic activity. Bases 1 to 867 code for a protein of 288 amino acids. Lineage: Eukaryota; Fungi; Basidiomycota; Agaricomycetes; Cantharellales; Ceratobasidiaceae. The transcript is spliced from 4 exons. The record is from RefSeq and is a predicted model, not a curated record.
AUGCUUGCUCGUCCUGGCAUUGUAGUCGCCCCUGGCGUUUGCGACGGCAUCAGCGCUCGCUGUGCUCUUGAGGCUGGGUUUGACUGUCUCUACCAGAGUGGCGCUGCCACCACGGCUGCUAAGCUUGGCAUGCCUGAUCUUGCGAUUGCCACCCUCCCCGACUUUGUGCAAAAUGCCACUAUGAUUACCGGCUUGAGCUAUUCCACCCCACUCAUUGCUGAUGCGGACACCGGGUUUGGUGGGCCGGCAAUGGUAGCUCGUACCGUGCAGAUGUAUGAUCGAGCUGGCGUCGCUGCCCUCCAUAUUGAGGAUCAGGUUCAAACCAAGCGUUGUGGACACUUGUUGGGCAAGCAGGUCGUUUCUACUGAGGAGUUUGUUACUCGCAUUCGUGCCGCUGUUCAGGCUCGCGAUGCCAUUCCUGGAAGCGACAUUGUGGUUAUCGCUCGCACGGACUCGGCCCAAGUGCUUGGUAUGGACGAGGCCAUUCGUCGUCUCCAAGCUGCUGCUUCGGUUGGUGCAGACGUCGCAUUUAUCGAGGGUGUGAAGACCAAGGAACUCCUUGAGAAAACUGUCAAGGCACUCCAUCCUACUCCCGUUCUCGUCAACGUAAUUUCGGGAGGUCUCACUCCUUCCUUCACAACCAAAGAAGCUGAAGAAAUGGGAGCCAAGAUUAUUAUCUUUUCGCUAGUUUCGUGCGUUGCGGCUGCCCAUGGAAUCCGCGAAGCAAUGGCUCUCCUCAAGAAGACCGGCACGGACCAUACCUCUGCACGUGGGAUGGACCCCCGCAAAUUCUUUGAGGUUGUGGGCCUGGACGAAGUGAUUGAGGUUGACAGGCGCGCGGGAGGUACAGCGCUUAGCUCCAUCUAA